This is a messenger RNA of Manduca sexta (tobacco hornworm), 2788 nucleotides long. RefSeq names its product V-type proton ATPase 116 kDa subunit a1. Gene Ontology annotation, cellular component: plasma membrane; vacuolar proton-transporting V-type ATPase complex; vacuolar proton-transporting V-type ATPase, V0 domain. The record is from RefSeq and is a predicted model, not a curated record. Gene Ontology annotation, biological process: proton transmembrane transport; vacuolar acidification. The transcript has 16 exons. The coding region runs from base 266 to 2788 and encodes 840 amino acids. Lineage: Eukaryota; Metazoa; Arthropoda; Insecta; Lepidoptera; Sphingidae. Gene Ontology annotation, molecular function: ATPase binding; proton-transporting ATPase activity, rotational mechanism.
ACCAAUUCAGAAUAGGUUCCAUUACGGAUGUAUUAGCCCCACAGACGUCUGUGGUAAACUAUUUAGAAAAAAAAAUGACAACUCCAAAUUUCUCUCUGCCGCACAAACAUCUGAAGACGAGAAGUGAAGUCGAAGAAUAUUGAAUUGACAUAGAAAAAGAAGUAAAUAAAAAAAAUUAUAAUAACACAUUCCCCGCAAAAUAUAUGUGAACUUCUGCUUAGACGCGAGUUUUCAGCUGUUGCAUGUUGCAGUCAUCAAAGUGAGAAUGUUACGCAGCGAUCACAUGGCGUUCUGCGAUCUAUAUUUGCAGCCGGAGGCGGCUUUCGAAAUAAUCUCUCAACUCGGCGAAAUAAGUUGCGUGCAGUUUUUGGAUUCUGCUCCCGAUUCACAGUCAUUUCAGAAGACGUACAUAACGGAGGUGUCACGUUGUGCUGAGAUGGAAAGGAAACUUCGCUACAUGGAGGCUGAGAUGGGGAAGGACAACAUUUACAUACCAGAGCUGGACCAGGAACCAAAGGCAAUGCAGCCAAACGAGAUGUUAGCAUUCGAAAACAUGUUUGAAAAGUGGGAAAAUGACAUAUCGCAGAUGGCGGAAUAUCAUGUCAGCCUCAUGAAAAACUAUCUGGAAAUGAACGAGAUGUAUUACAUGCUGUCACACAUCGGUCCCAUGCUGGGAAACGCGGAGUUGACGGAGUCGUGGUUUUUUAAAAAGACCACAGAGGGUGUCGGUCCCAUCGGCAUCGGAGGUCGCCUGGCUGUCAUGACAGGCGUGGUGCGCAGGGCCAAGUGCUUCCACUUCGAGAUGAUGCUGUGGAGGAUUUCCAGAGGAAAUAUUUACUACCGGCAGGCUGCCAGAGACACUAUCCUGCAGGACCCUUUCACAGGUCAAGAGAUACGCAAGGUGGCUUUCGUGGCUAUCUGUCAAGGUGAACAGUUGGCAAGUAGAAUGGAGAAAGUGUUCAGUGGCUUCGGUGUAAACUCCUACCCUUGUCCGCAAACGGAGCACGAAAGAAAUGUCAUGCUGCACAGACUGGACGUGAGGCUCACUGAUUUGGAAGAGGUUUUGAACCAAACGAAGCAUCAUCGCUGCAAAGCGUUGCGCACAGUGGGCAAGCAGUGGCGGUCGUGGGUGAUACAAGUCAAGAAGGCCAAAGCGAUAUACCACACUAUGAAUAUGUUUAACAUGGACGUCACCAAAAAAUGUCUAAUUGGUCAAUGCUGGGUACCCUCUUUAGAUGUAAAGCGAGUCCAAGAUAUAUUGGAGUACUGCACGCAAGUGGUCGACACGAACGUGCCAUCGUUCAUGUACAAAACUGUAUCGAAAGCCGUCCCACCCACUUAUUACCGCACGAACAAAUUCACAAACGGAUUUCAAGUUCUUAUUAGGGCUUACGGGGAGUCCGCUUACAGGGAACUGAACCCAGGCCUUUAUGCCGUUGUCACGUUUCCCUUUCUCUUUGCCGUAAUGUUUGGCGAUGUUGGCCAUUCGAUUAUCAUAUUGUCUAUGGCUCUUUGGAUGGUAAGAAAAGAGAAGCAAUUUAUGAGCAAAAAAUCGGACAACGAGAUAUGGAAUAUAAUUUUUGGAGGUCGCUACGUCCUGUUACUUCUCGGUGUGUUUAGCUUCUUCACUGGGUUCGUAUACAACGACUAUUUUGGCAGAGGGCUGGUUUUGUCUCACUCUUACUGGUACAACACGUAUACGGAGGUAGAUCUCGCGAACACUGAGAUUCUAGAAUUGAGUCCCGCUGAUGCGACGAGGAAACCUUAUCUAUUUGGUUUUGAUCCCUUGUGGGAGCUAUCCAAAAACAAAGUAAUGAUCGAUAAUUCGAUAAAAAUGAAGUUGUCUAUUAUAAUUGGCGUCGUUCACAUGAUAUUUGGUCUGGUUUUAAGUGUAUUUAAUCAUAUAUACUUCAAGCGCUACUAUUUGAUAUACUUGCAAUUCAUACCACAGAUUCUUUUCCUCACUUGCCUCUUCUUUUGGCUUGUCAUCCUCAUAUACCUCAAGUGGUUUAAGUACAAUCCUAAAGGAAGUAUAAAACUCGGCAGCAGCUGCGCUCCCCCAAUCCUUAUCCUGUUCAUCGACAUGUUCCUCUUCGUGGAGACAAAGGCCGGUGAUGAUGACUGCGAACCGUACAUGUUUGCCAGUCAGCAGAUGGUACAAAACGUGCUGAUGAUCAUCGCGCUCUUAUGUAUUCCGGUGUUACUGUUCGGCAAUCCAGUGUACAAAUAUUUGUAUAAUAAGAGGAUGAGGGAAGAUAUCCUGAAAAAACGAAGUCCCUUUCGAAGGUAUCAGUACAGUAAGUCAGAUAAAAUACAGUCGUUGGAGAUACAAGAGGAGGUGGCCCAGUACAUGGUAGCCUUCCCGGACCUGAUGAUAAUCCAAGGAGUUCACACUAUCGAGUUCAUCCUGGGCACCAUCUCCCAUACAGCCUCUUACCUCCGAUUGUGGGCGUUGUCCAUAGCCCAUGCGCAAUUGACUGAUAUGCUAUGGGUGAUGUUGUUGUCCAAGUUGGGUCUUCGCGAGCAUACGGCUCUGGGGUUCAUUCAUGUGACGGUCAUAUUCGCCGCGUGGGCCACGUUCACAAUCACCAUCAUGGUGGUGAUGGAAGGUCUUUCGGCAUUCCUUCACACCCUGCGCUUGCAUUGGGUGGAGUUUAUGAGUAAGUUUUAUAUUUCGGAUGGCAUCCCGUUCCAACCAUUCUGUUUCCAGACCAUAUUUUCCAAGGAAUCGGAAAAGAUCGAAGGCGCACGUCACAACGUUCGAAAGUUCAGAGACGUACACAAUUAG